UUCGUGAUACUACCAUUGCUUGCUUAAGCUUUCAUCUCCAGCCAAGGCUAGCCUAGCGAGUCGAGAUAACCCUGGCCAUCCACUGCUGUCCCCCCUGUAAGAGUCGCAUUUCAGCCACAGGAGAGCUUGAGAACCAUGGCAUUUCCUAGCAGUGGUGUUGGCCUGCUUCAACAAAACCAGCCUAGCAGUGAUUUGGAGCCAUCGCAACUACAAUUACAGGAACAUUCACAAGAAGCACUCGACAACAAUGCUGCACAAGCGACUUUGGUCGCGCCCUCGGCCUUGGGCACGGAGGCUGCGUUUGAAGUAGAUCGUCAGUCGUCUACCUCAACACAAGGUCAAGGUCCUCAACCAUGGCAAGAUUCUCCUGCCAGCAAUGCGGCAGAGGCAUUAUCAUCGCCAAUAAGCUCCAUCCUAUCGCCGCACAACAGCAUUAACUCGCCAAAAUUCCCACCGAUCGAUCCUUUGAUUCUCAAUUCCGCGAGCAGCGCAAGCGGAACAAAGUCAUCCUUGCCAAACGAGACAGGUGAAUCACCGAAGCGAGGGAGGGGGCGUCCGAGAAUCUCUGAGGAUGGUGGACUAGACACUGCUGUGUCGACGGCGGGCGCAAUACGGCAGAGAGGUAGUACUCGACGAGCUUCGAACACAUCAAUGAGCGGCGCCAUCGAUACUGGAGACAAACGCAGCGGCACGGAAGCCAAGAAGAACAAGAUCCGCGCACGGAACCGAGAGGCAGCUUACAAGUGCCGAAAGAAGAAGCAGAAGGGAGUUGAUGAGCUGCAAACUCAGGAAGCGAUGGCUGAGAAUAUCAACAAGAACCUCAACGAUGAGGCCGCCUUGCUCCGAGGCGAGAUACUCAUGUUGAAGACCAUGGUGCUCCAACACGGUGGCUGCGGGUGCUCCUUUAUCGAAGAGUACAUUUCCGGCGCGGCGCAAAACUUGGUAUCCUCGAGUAUGGCAGGGGGAGCUUCCGCCUCGACCUCCGCUGGAGGGAUGCAGAUGAAUAGCCAACCAUGCCCAACAAACGGCAUGAAUGGAGAAUUUUACGUCGACUGGAAGAUGUUAGACGACAUGGAUGCAGAACAAGAAAUGCCCUCCAUGGGCUCAGAAAAUCGCGUUUCCGGACUUGACGACAUGGCCGCCCAAAGCGCGAGGACAUAGCUCAGGACAAGAAAAACCUGAGGUCAGAAGAUGGAAUGAGGGACAAGUCAAAUUCAACGAAGAAGGCGUUUGGAACCAGGUAGAAAGAAAAGAAAAAGGCUGCUUGCUCA
Colletotrichum godetiae is the source of this 1271-nucleotide messenger RNA. RefSeq lists its product as uncharacterized. Bases 136 to 1161 code for a protein of 341 amino acids. The record is from RefSeq and is a predicted model, not a curated record. NCBI's taxonomy places the organism in Eukaryota, Fungi, Ascomycota, Sordariomycetes, Glomerellales, Glomerellaceae. Gene Ontology annotation, molecular function: DNA-binding transcription factor activity, RNA polymerase II-specific; RNA polymerase II cis-regulatory region sequence-specific DNA binding. The transcript is spliced from 2 exons. Gene Ontology annotation, biological process: regulation of transcription by RNA polymerase II.